This is a messenger RNA of Photinus pyralis (common eastern firefly), 1183 nucleotides long. RefSeq names its product putative nuclease HARBI1. The record is from RefSeq and is a predicted model, not a curated record. Lineage: Eukaryota; Metazoa; Arthropoda; Insecta; Coleoptera; Lampyridae. Bases 575 to 1183 code for a protein of 202 amino acids. The transcript has 4 exons.
UACUCAAACUAUAUUUUAUUCCAAUCAAAUAUUAAAAAUAAAAAUUGAGGCACUUUUCAUUAAAAUCAUACAAACCUUCAUUAGCAGGUGGCUCAAUUUUCCGUUCUUUAACCUCUUUUAAUAUAGCUUGUGCAACAUUGGGCCACGUUGAAUAAAUUAUGUCAAUUUUGUCUGGAUAUUUUUGAUUAAAAUCAGUUUCCAACUAAAAAAAGUAAAUCAGUAUUUAAAAAAAUUAAUUACAUUUGAGUCCCCUUACCAAAUCUAAACCAUAUGAACAUUUCAAGCAUGGAAAAAUAUCAAACAAAUUAUCUCCUUCUGGGCCCUGAUUCUUGAUUUUCGGGGAGUAGAACUACCGAGAGAAAGUGGGCGUGGUUCUCUCACUGUCGCAAAUUUGUAUUCUUGACUGUUCUUUCUACUCCCACGCGUUUCCCCGGGGAUGAAAACUGUUCUAUUACCAAUUUGUAGGGAGUUUAGUAGUGAACCUCGCAUAACCUAUCUAUUUUACCGUCGAGUGAAGGAUUCCCUCAGAUUUUACUAUAUUUGAUUGUUUCUAAACUUCAUAGUGUUUGCUGUAAUGGAGUUAGAGGAUGUAAUUUUGUGGGAUCAGAUAAUCAAUAAUAUUCAGGAUGCCGAACAAGAACAACAAUUGGAAAGAGAAACCUUCAUUAGAAAAAAUCCAUUCUUGCUGUCUGACCAAAAAUUUGUGAAGUUGUUCAGGUUAACGAAACCAUUGAUGCGAGAUGUAAUAGAGACAUUAACUCCUCAUUUACAACAGCCUACUCGUAGGUCUGCUUUAAGUGUAGAAACAAAGGUACUAGCAACAGUACGAUUUCUGGCUACGGGCAGUUAUCAGGAACUAACAGGGUCAAGUGAAUAUGUUGGUAUCAGUCAAGCCAGCAUGAGUAGGUGCAUUUCUGAAGUUUGCGAAGCCCUAAAUGCACCAGAGGUAUUUAAUGCAUGGGUACAUUUUCCUCGAAAUCUGGCAGACUUUGAAAGUUUAAGGCGCAGGUUUUAUGACAAAUAUCAUUUCCCAGGUGUAAUCGGCUGCAUCGAUUGCACCCACAUUGCAAUAAUUGCCCCUUUCGUAGAAGAUGCAGAACAUGCCGAGAGAGCUUACAUUAAUAGGAAAAAUUACCAUUCUUUAAAUGUUCAAUUGAAGGUAGGCCAGGCCUUGAAUAUGUAA